Molecule: messenger RNA, 810 nt
Organism: Oncorhynchus kisutch (coho salmon)
Lineage: Eukaryota; Metazoa; Chordata; Actinopteri; Salmoniformes; Salmonidae
Product: proline-rich extensin-like protein EPR1
Exons: 2
Coding region: 1-810 (269 amino acids)
Source: RefSeq, a predicted model, not a curated record
AUGAUUGUUGGAGCCAUUGGUCAAUCCCAGACUGAGUCAGAUCUGUGUGGUGUUCUUCUGACCUCACUGACAUCAGUCUGGGCCCAGGAUGAGUGCUUCCUCCCACCUUCCCUGGAGGUGGACUGUGAGUGGACCGUUGAUAAACCCCCACAGUGGACCGUUGAUAAACCCCCACAGUGGACCGUUGAUAAACCCCCACAGUGGAUCUUUGAUAAACCCCCACAGUGGACCGUUGAUAAACCCCCACAGUGGACCGUUGAUAAACCCCCACAGUGGACCGUUGAUAAACCCCCACAGUGGACCGUUGAUAAACCCCCACAGUGGACCGUUGAUAAACCCCCACAGUGGACCGUUGAUAAACCCCCACAGUGGACCGUUGAUAAACCCCCACAGUGGACCGUUGAUAAACCCCCACAGUGGACCGUUGAUAAACCCCCACAGUGGACCGUUGAUAAACCACCACAGUGGACCGUUGAUAAACCCCCACAGUGGACCGUUGAUAAACCCCCACAGUGGACCGUUGAUAAACCCACACAGUGGACCGUUGAUAAACCCCCACAGUGGACCGUUGAUAAACCCCCACAGUGGACCGUUGAUAAACCCCCACAGUGGACUGUUGAUAAACCCCCACAGUGGACCGUUGAUAAACCCCCACAGUGGACCGUUGAUAAACCCCACAGUGGACCGUUGAUAAACCCCCACAGUGGACCGUUGAUAAACCCCCACAGUGGACCGUUGAUAAACCCCCACAGUGGACCGUUGAUAAACCCCCACAGUGGACCGUUGAUAAACCCCACAGUGGACUGUUGA